GACCACAGUGUGUUGUCAAGGCAACGCUGCUCGUGUGUCAUCAGAAAUCGUGUUGUCAUGCAGAAACGGAAUGGCUAUGGAUCUGACGCUUGAUUUGAAGUCUCUUCAGUUUGAAAACGGACUCAGUGAAGAGGAGAAAGAGUGUGUUAUUCUGCGCAGUCGCUCUUCAGGGUUAGCAGUGUGCGGUUGUGCGCAUGCGCUGUUUCUCUGCAGACUCAUGUCUUUAGUCAGGGAUAAAUUAAACCAUCUAACCAAUAAAUCAGACCUGCAGACAGUGAAGAUUGGCAUUAUUGGAGGUGGACACGUGGGCAAACAGCUGGCACUUCUUUUACUGACUAUACCAGGCUUUAAACCGUCGAACAUUAACAUAUCGACUAAAAGACCAGACACACUGAGCGACUUCUCAAACAGAGGUGUCAGGUGUUAUUUUGAUAACCGCAGACUGGCCACUUGGGCAGACGUGAUCUUCCUCUGUGUGCUUCCCUCUCAUCUUCGUCAUGUAUGUGCUGAGCUUCACUCUCAGCUGCCUGCACGCUGCCUAGUGUACAGUUUCACCUCAGCAGUGCCGUUACACAGGUUGGCAUUACUUCUUGGUCACACAUUUAUUCUCAGACCUCAGUACAGUUUUAUGACCUGUGAUUCGGGUCACUUGUGGCUCCGCCAUAAUCAAGUGGCAGCAGCUCUAAAGGAUGAAGAAGUUCUGAGUGCAUCAUGCCCACUUUCAAUGACUGGUGGUCUCUGUUUGGAUCAGAGGUGGGUGUCUGCGGUGCUCUAUAUGCUCCUCAAUAUUUGCACUGCUGAGGGACUGAGGGCCAACCAAACUGUCCAGCUGCUCAAUGAGCUGUUUCAGGCAACAAUCCCAUCCGUAACUCUCACCUGCCAGAGCUUUGUCAACUCAUCCUGGGCAUCUACACUUAAUAAGUCUGAAGAGCCUUUCCCGUGGAUUAACUUGAUUGAUGUACAGACAAAACAGUCUCCUUUGACUUCUUGUCUCUCAGGAUGUAAAGAUUUACAAGACUGCAUUUCUGUGAUGUAUCAAAAAAUAUUUUCUGGCUGAAUUUAAAGAUUGAAACAAAGACAAAGUGUAAGGAAUCUGUUUUCUAACAACAGUUUUCCAGUUGCAUAAUAUUUGGCUAUAUAUACAGGUUGCCUCAUUAGAUCACGUGUAAACCACAAUGUUAAAAUAAGGUUAGGAUAAUUAGGCUCAUGAGAACAGUAAGAGUCUCUCAGUGGCCCUGAAAUAGUUCUGUAGCUCUCUGGAUAUUUAGUACCAUUUGGGGCCUUAUUACACUGAUUAUGAAACUGCACAAUUCAUUCAUUUCCUAGCAAAUGACACGUACUAAGAAAAAAAAAAUCAUGAUUUCAACAUGAUUAUGCAUUUGU
Messenger RNA from Neoarius graeffei (lesser salmon catfish), 1383 nucleotides. It is a transcript of the gene noxred1, whose product is annotated as NADP-dependent oxidoreductase domain containing 1. NCBI's taxonomy places the organism in Eukaryota, Metazoa, Chordata, Actinopteri, Siluriformes, Ariidae. The coding region runs from base 71 to 1057 and encodes 328 amino acids. The record is from RefSeq and is a predicted model, not a curated record. Gene Ontology annotation, biological process: L-proline biosynthetic process. Gene Ontology annotation, molecular function: pyrroline-5-carboxylate reductase activity. The transcript is spliced from 6 exons.